This is a messenger RNA of Zingiber officinale, 3057 nucleotides long. Its product is annotated as ent-kaur-16-ene synthase, chloroplastic-like. Gene Ontology annotation, molecular function: magnesium ion binding; terpene synthase activity. The coding region runs from base 1 to 2922 and encodes 973 amino acids. The transcript is spliced from 17 exons. The record is from RefSeq and is a predicted model, not a curated record. Lineage: Eukaryota; Viridiplantae; Streptophyta; Magnoliopsida; Zingiberales; Zingiberaceae. Gene Ontology annotation, biological process: diterpenoid biosynthetic process.
AUGAACAAGAGCUUUGAUGAAGCUGAAGAGAUUAUAAAAAAUAUGGCACAGAACCACCAUCAGUGGGCAACUGAAAGAUCUGGUGGUGCUUUCUCAGAGAAUCCAUUAAAGGCAUCAGGAAAAUUCGACGUAGAUGCAGUCACACUCAUGUCUACAAAGCUAGACGCUCUGACCAAGAAGCUUGAGGCCAUGGGAAACAACACGGCCAAUGCAAUAAUUUGUGUUUGUGAAACUUACGGAAGAAUAGUGGAAGACGUGCCAGUAGAAGUUGAUGGAUGUAUCAUACCCACAUAUUUCAUUAUCCUGGAUAUGGAGGAGGAUCCCAAGGUACCGAUCAUUCUUGGAAGAUCAUUCCUUGCCACAGUUGGAGCCCUCAUUGAUGUGAAAAUUCACAAGUUAUCCUUGGAUAUCGGCAAAGAAAGGAUUGAAUUUGAUUUAUCUGAUUCCUCUAUCUGCGACCCCUCUUCUCAGGAUGUGCAGAGCCUUCACGAGCUGGUCGUGAGCGUUUCAUGGGCAUGGAGGCGUCAGAGGAACCAAAAUGGUGAAAGGUGUGCAGAUACAGAUUCUCCAAUGAGUCCAUCAUUGCAGCUCAUGCAUUCCGUCAUAGCUGUUGCUCCUAAAUGUACACUUGUUGAUCUAGGGCACAAGAUGCAUAGAAGUGGCAGCAAAACAUAUAUGUGCCAGGGCGGAUCAAUUGAAAGAAUCAAAGUACAAUUCCAGAAGAUCCAACUUUCAGCUUCAUCUUACGACACUGCAUGGGUAGCUAUGGUUCCUUCUCCAACUUCUCCUAACCAUCCAUGCUUUCCACAGUUCCUUGAUUGGAUAAUAAAACAUCAACAUUCUGAUGGAUCAUGGGGACUCGAUCACUUCCAACCCUUUCUUGUUAAAGACUACCUGUCUUCGACAUUAGCUUGUAUUAUUGCUCUAGAACGCUGGAAAGUUGGUCAGGAACAAGUCAGGAAGGGUCUGAACUUUAUUGGGAGUAAUUCUUCAUCCAUUUUGGAUGAGCACUUGCAGUCACCUAUUGGCUUUAAUAUUAUAUUUCCCGGCAUGCUUGAAUAUGCCAUGAACAUUGGUUUAGAUGUUCCUAUAGAACAUCAUGAGAUAGGUAACAUGCUCGGCCGACGAAAUGCAGAACUACUCAGAGAACAAGGAAGUUGCAACGCAAGAGAAGCCUACUUAGCAUAUGUUGCCGAAGGAUUAGGGAAUGCACACGACGGGAAGAAAACUAUGAAAUAUCAGCGAAAAAAUGGAUCAUUGUUUAAUUCACCUGCAACUACUUCUGCUGCACUGAUUCAUCAUUAUGAUUCUAAGGCACAUGAAUACUUACAUUCUCUUCUAUUGAAGUUUGACAGUUCAGUUCCUACAUUAUAUCCUGUGGAUGUGCAUACACAUCUUCAUCUGAUUGACAGUAUUGAAAAGUUGAGAAUAGCCGAACACUUCAGACAUGAGAUAAAGAGCAUAUUGGAUAAAACAUAUAGAAGCUGGUUACUUGAGGAAGAAGAAAUAUAUUCAGAUGUAGCCACAUGUGCCAUGGCUUUUCGCCUUCUUCGAUUGAAUGGAUACGAUGUAUCUUCAGAUUGCUUAAGUCCGCUCGGUGAUGAGCACUAUUUUAACAAUACAUUGCAAGGAUAUCUGAAAGAUGUCAACACUGUAUUAGAAUUGUACAAGGCAUCACAGAUCAAAAUAUUUCCCUACGAGCAAGGUUUAGAUAAAUUAGCCUCCUGGUCAAGAAUGUUUCUGAAAGAAGCAUUAACCACCAACCGAAAUCCCCAACACCAGAUGGGUUUACAAGAGGUGGAUUAUGCUCUAAAGUUUCCGAUUUGGUCCAAUGUGGAACGUUUAGAGCAUAAAAAUGCCAUUGAGAACUUCACUCUUGGCAACUUACAAGUUCUCAAAACUUCAUACGAGCGUCAUAGCAUACAGGAUAGAGAUCUAGUGGAAUUGGCAUUGGGUUCCUUCAAAACUUCUCAGUGUAGAUAUCAGGAAGAACUCCAAAUGCUCGACAAUUGGGUGAAAGAUAACAAACUAGAUCAACUGGAAUUUGCCCGGCAAAGGCAUAUUUUUUGCUAUUUUUCUGCUGCUGCAACACUUUUCACUCCUCAAAUGUGCGAUGCUCGCAUAUCACAUGCCAAAAGCAGUGUCCUUGUCACUGUGGUCGAUGACUUCUUUGACAUAGGGGGAUCUAUAGAGGAGCUUCGCGAUCUCAUUUCAUUGGUGGAGAAGUGGGAUGCAAGUUGGGAAAAGGAGACCAAUUCUGAGCAAGUUAAGAUCAUUUUUUCUGCUCUGUUCAACACAGUCAAUGAGCUUGUGACCAAGGCAUCGGCAUUGCAUAAGCGAGCUAUCACCCACCAUUUAGUUGAGGCAUGGCUUAGGUUGAUGAAUUCCAUGAUGCAAGAGGCAGAGUGGCGGAUAACUAAGGAAGUUCCUUCACUGGAUGAGUACAUGAAGAAUGGGGUUGUGUCCACUGCCCUCGAACCAAUUAUUAUCCCAACACUCUGUUUUCUUGUUCCAGAACUUCCUGAAGGUGCCUUCAGAAAUACAGAACACGAGAAUUUGCUACGGUUGGUGCGCAUAUGUUUGCGUCUGCUCAAUGACAUGCAAAGUGUUCAAAUAGAAGGUAUAGAAGGGAAGCUGAAUGGCGUAUCACUACGCGUUCUCCACAGUGGCGGUUUGAUGUCCGAAGAAGAAGCAAAGCAGCAGAUGCAUGGGGAAAUAGAGUCUGCCAGGACCGAGCUCUUGAGAAUGGUGGUGCAACAAGAUGGGAGCGUUAUUCCCAGGCCUUGCAAGGAUCUCUUCUGGAAGACAUGCAAAAUAAUGCACCUCUUCUACAUGAACAACGACGGGUUUACCGCGCUGAAAGAGACGGCGAGGGCUGUCAACGCAGUCAUUCGUGAACCCAUAAAAGCCAAGCUGAUAUGACAACAAUAUCAACGAGAUUGAAUUGAGAGAGGCAGCAUUGGUUUGUUUGGUGUUUUACGGUUCUUCUUUCAGAACUUGAUCAUUUAGAUUCUGAUCGGACAGAAUCAAUAAAGUGAAACAGAACGGCUCGCUUGA